Molecule: messenger RNA, 5680 nt
Organism: Homalodisca vitripennis (glassy-winged sharpshooter)
Lineage: Eukaryota; Metazoa; Arthropoda; Insecta; Hemiptera; Cicadellidae
Product: ubiquitin carboxyl-terminal hydrolase 8-like
Exons: 20
Coding region: 263-3013 (916 amino acids)
Biological process (GO): protein deubiquitination
Molecular function (GO): cysteine-type deubiquitinase activity
Source: RefSeq, a predicted model, not a curated record
AAUCGGGAUUUUAUAACCUUUACUUGUCAUUUAUUUAUUAGUCUGUGUCAUGGUCUAUAUGUACUUAUCAGCAACAAACUAUUUACUCUUUGUAUUGAACUAUUUAUCAGGAAAAGAUUGUGUGUAACCUAAAUUGAAUUAGGUUCCGAAUGAUUUUGUUGGCAAUAUUUAGUAAAUUAAAAACAAUUGAUAGCAUAAUUUUCAGUCAGUUUGACAGUUUCAAGAAGGAGUGUGUAUUAUAAUAUUGCUUCCUGUAUCCAACAUGCCUGUGUCAGUAAAGAAACUACAUAUUGCCAAGGGACUAAGUGAACUCAAAGAGAAGAAUUCAAUAGCAAACAUGUCAAACAUUUUAUCAAAUAAUGAAUCUGAUAAAAUAGUUCAUCUGGUGGAAGUGACAAAAAAGCUAUACGAUUCCGCAUUAGCUGAACUAAAUGAAGCCGAAAAAGAUGAAGAGAAGACAUUUAUAUAUCUCUUUAGGUACAUGGAGUUGUGGACAUCUGUAAUUUUCAAAUCUGAAGAAUACUUAAAACAUCAAAAAUAUUACAAGGAGAUAUAUGGUGAUAAUAUAAAGAAAGUUUUUGAACUAUUAGAGAAAUAUACAGAAAAACUUCAACUAAGGUAUGCUGAAUUGAAUGAAAGUGUGGAAGAAGACAGUGGCAAAGUCACAUAUGAUUUAUCAUCAUAUAAACUGGAGUCCAGUAUUACCAUGAAAAAAAAGAAAAUAGAAAUCAAGGAUGCUAAAGAUAACCCAGUUAUCAAUGGUGGUAAAAACCACAUUUUCAUUCAGGAUAAAGGCUUUCGAGACAAAGAUAAUCACAAACAAGAGAUAUCAGAUACAAACAAUGAUUUGAAUUACGUUGAGGAGAAAAAGUUCAUACUUUGUGCAGAGCUGAAGAAAAUGUUGCCCACAAAUAAAGGUGUACUCAUACUGGAUAUUCGGCCCAGUGAUGACUUUAAGAAGUCUAAGAUCAGUCAAAUGAAUUGUGUCAACAUACCUGCGACAUCAAUAAAUGCUGGCUUGAGUGCAAACAAGUUAGGUGAACUUAUAACAGACAACUCAGAGAAGUUCUACUGGAAUCACCGUGAAGAAUAUCAGCAGCUGAUUCUCUUGGACUGGCAUUCUGAAGAGAAAGAUGUGAUCCCUGCCAGCAGGCUGGAUAUCCUGCGAAACAUCCUACUCAAGUGGGAUCCACAAGUUAAAUAUAAAAAUGACCCUCUGAUCCUAGUUGGAGGGUAUGAGCGUUGGCUGGACAUGUAUCCAGUUCUGACUACCAAUUCCAAGAUUGAAUGUCCGCCGAAACAUGCCCACGACACAUUCAUCCCCCUCAGUGACCACUCUAUUGAGUACCCCAUUAGUGAUCUGGAUAAAACAAUUGUUUCCAAGCCUGAAAGACGGGAGAUACCAACACCAGCUAUACCAAUUGUGGACAGGUCUACUAAACCAGAGAAGAUUCUGGGAGUGGUGGACAAACCUGACCCAUCAUUCAAACUCAACAAGGAGGUUACAAGUGGCUUAACUGUCGUACAUCCUGAAUUUGAACCCAUGGAAGAAGAUAAGGUCCCUGUGAAGCCAGAGUUUUCCUCAACAUCUUCAGUCUCAGCUUCGAAAGACAACAUUGGAACAAAGACUCCAAAUAUUUCCUACCCUCAAGUGGUGAGUUCUCCUGUGCGCCCCAAAACACCUCCCCGGCUAGAGAAGUUUUACCCUACCACUCCAAAAAAGUCUGCGGACAAAGGAGAUGGUGAUAUAGGUACUAGUUUUGAGAGACUCAAAUCUGAUAGCGUGUCACGCAGCGGAGGACUUAAGAGAUCUAUUUCUUCACCCAACAUCAAUAAGUUGGCCAAUGAAGAUAUGGAUGCCACUCACUCUUCCUUAUCGCCCAGUCCAAAGUUCGACAGAAGCAACAAACCCAAGCCUGCACCCACGUAUGAGAGUUACACUCCCAGGAACGCUGACAAUGACAUUGUCUACCUUGCCAACAACAAAAAUGGCCGGGGGCUGACAGGGCUCAAGAAUUUGGGCAACCUGUGUUACAUGAACUCAAUAAUGCAGUGCAUCAGUAAUACAGUGGAACUGACCAAGGAACUGACCAAGUUCAACCCAAAGGAGGUCAGCGGCCGGCGUCAGAUCGCCAGUGAGGUCAGCUCUCUGUUGAGAAUACUCUGGUUGAACGACGCCCGCAUCACAUCCUGUCGUAGUCUCAAGGGAAAGGUAGGAGCGUUGCGUCAAAGCUUCUCAACAUCAGAGCAGCAAGACUCACAUGAGUUUUUAACUCUACUCAUAGACUGGCUUCAUGAAGAUCUUAAUGAGCCUUCACAUAUCAAGUCACUGGAGGGAGCGGUAGAGGACACAGGAGAGAAAGCGUGGGGAGAAUUCCAGAAAAAAAACAACUCCUUGAUCCUGAAUCUGUUCUAUGGUCAACUCAAAUCUACAGUGACUUGCAACCAUUGCCAGAAACAGUCGGUGCUCUUUGAGCCUUUCUCUAACCUCUCCAUCCCCUUGCCCACACCCCAGGACACACCCCAUGAUAAGGACAGAAGGUGCACCUUGCAAGAAUGUCUAAGGCUUUAUCUGAAAGGAGAGAAUAUCAGCGGAUGGAAGUGUCCCUCUUGCAAUACACCAAGAGAGGCAACCAAGAAACUCGACAUUACGAGGCUGCCUCCUGUCCUGAUAAUUCACCUCAAGAGGUUCAUGAAUGACAUGGUGGGUGUGGGCUGGUGUCGCAAGCGCAUGAACAUGGUUGAAUUUCCUGUCGUUGAUUUUGACAUGAAGCCUUACACACACCAAGAAAGUGAAUUGAGGUUCCACAACUACAAUCUAUAUGCUGUCUCCAACCAUUACGGCAGCAUGGACAGUGGCCACUACACAGCCUACUGCAAGAAUUAUUUACUAAACAAGUGGUACAAGUUCGAUGAUCAAGAUGUCAACGAACUGUCGCCUAAUGAAAUCAAGACAUCGGCAGCAUACAUUCUGUUCUAUGAGAGCAGCCAUAUUGAUAGAUUAUUGGACUGAAUGAGACACAUCCACUAUGUGACCAAAUGAUUGUUGUGAUAUUUUAAACUAAGUGAGAUUUAUGAAGUUGUACAGUGUAUAUUUCAAUGAAUAGUUAAUUAAAAUUAUAUUUUUAUUGUUUUCUCUUCCAAAUCUUUUCUUGAUGAGCAUAGUUGUAAAAUAAUGUACAGAUAAAUAUAAUUUUAUUUUUAUUUUUCUGUAGAUAAUAAAUAUAAGCAAUGUUCAGACAGAGUUUAUUGUGCUUUCAAAUAAUAUAUUUAUUUAAAUAUUUUUAUUUAAGAAUUAAAGAUAAAUUAUUUUUAGAAAGCUAAUGGUACUAACAAAAUGUUGAUAUUUGUUUUACAAAUAAAUAUGUCUAGAAAUUAUUAUUUCUUUAAUUCAAAAUACAAAUAGUAGAUUGGAUAAUAUAAUAUAUAUUGCAGAUUUAAUAACUCUUGAUAUUAUUUUUUAGAUAAUUUAGUUUUGAGAAUAAGUAUUAACUGUGCUUGUGGUACACCAUAAAUCCAUUAAAUCAAAAUCUCAGAAAGGUUUUGACCAUAAGUGAAACAUCUCUGUAAUUUCUUUGUAUUAAAUUUGCAUCCAAUAAUAAACAUGUUAGAUACGUCUUAAUAGACUUUUUUAUACAAGUACUUAAUUUUUUGUUGCUAUUUUAUUAUUAUUGUUGUUUCUUAAGCUAUAAAAAAUGUAUCAAAAAACUAUAAUAGUUUUAUUAUUUGUACACAGUUUAUUAAGUUAUCAAGUAUUUAUCAUAUUUAAAUCUUGUCUAGCUAUUGUCCACUUAUUUAAAAAUUAAAGUUUUAUUACAGGUUAGUUUUACAAAAAAAUUAUUCCCAUCCAAUGAUUUGUGCAAAGUUCUUCUAAGCUACUGAUUAAAUUAAUUAAUUAGAACUUGAAAAGUAUGAUAAAAUAAAACUUUUUCUAUAUAAAUGAACUUAAAUUAGUACUAAUUUUUAAUUUAAUAACAUUAAUUAUUCAUUGCUAAUUUAAAUUUGAUUAGUUAUGUUUGAGAAAAUUGGUAUUACAAUCUUUUUUAUUGAAAUAUAUGUCCUUCUUGUUGUAUUGUAAAUUUAUAUCAUUUUAUUUCAUUAUAGAAUGGAAUUUUUGAUGUUUAUUAACACCAUCUUUGGAUGAGAUUAGUAACACUAGAAGUAAUAUUGGGCAUAUUUAUUUUAUUCUCUAUAUUCUAUAUGUUAACCAUUUUAAAAUGUUACAAAAGAUGAUCAAUGUAGUAUUAUUUAUUUAGUUUAGUUUUUAUCUGAUUAAGGAAUAGAAAGAGUCAACUUCUCUGCAAAACCUCAUUAGGAAUGUAUAUUGUUAUUAUUAUUUUCCCUGUAGAGUAAGUAUGUAUUUGCUAAAUAGUCCUUAAGAUAAUAAUUACAAUGGUGGUAGAAUUAUGGUAUAUGAUUACUUUGUACAAUUUAUACUCUUUUUAACAAAAAAGGGUAUAUAUUAUCAUUAUUUUAGGCCAACAUGUUUGUAUAUUUAUACAAUUGUUAUGAAUUUUAUUUCUUUUUCUAUAGUACAAACUUCAAAAGUAACUUUUUUUUAACAAAGAAUAUUUUAAGAGAAAAGGAGAGAACAUUUUUUGUAAGGGGUUUUUCUUUUUAGUUCCUUGACAAUCAAUGUCUUUUGAAGUAGAUAUGCUUUACUUAAACCAAAAUUAAUUUGUCUAAAUUUCCUUGAUUUUUAUUUGAAAACUUGUGUUACUUUUGAUUUUAUUUUGUUACCAUAAAGUAUGGUAUUUUUAGAAUGUAUAACUAAUAUAAUUUUAAAACUAUUUGUGUUCUAUUUAGUUAUUUCUUGUAAUUUAUUACAUUUUUAUUUCAUGAAAUUAUGCAGUAAUUAACUACUAACUGAGAUAAUACUUGUCCUCUUUUACUUUAAAAGAGUAAUAUGACAGUUAAUCUAGUUUAUGCCAUAUUAUUACCUGCUUAGGAAAUAUACGUAUCUUACUAUUAGCUAUUUGAUCAUGUAAUUCCUAAAUAUUUAGGAAAUUGCAUCCAAUACAUAAAUAUAUCCAUAGAGUUGUGUUGUAUGCAACGAUAGUGUGAAAACCUUCAAGAUAUCAAGUUUUUAUGUUCCCCAAGUUUGUAUUCCUUUACUUUAUUUCUGAAACAAAACUGUGUAAAUAUGUAGUUAAAUGUAGGUUUGGUAAAAGGUAACUAUACUUGGUAAAGUUAAUGUUGCAAAAAGAUGUGCAAGAUAUAUGAUUUAUAUAAAUAUAAUACGAUCUAUUGGGUCAAUUUGUAAGACUGAAUUUAUUAAGAUUAGUGUAAAAAUAAGUGUAUUGUAUCAAUAUUUCUCAAUUUACAAUGUUUUCAAACUUUGCCUGUGGAAGAUGUGUGCCUUUGGAUACAUUUCCUAAACUAAUUUAUUGUCUACAGUCAAUAAUUUGUAUGGGUGUUUAUUGUUUUCAAAUCAGUUAAAAAAAACAUGGCCUCAUAAUUUAUAGUAAUUGUGAAUUGUUGUGUAACUGUUUAUCACUUGCACAUCAGACUGCCUGUCAGCAUUAACUGUUAACAUAACAAUGUUAAUCUCACUAUUAUAAGCAGUGUAAUACUUAGUAUUAUAGUGCUGUUCUGUAAAUAAUAAUGUUAAGUCUUGUAUGGUAUAUGUUUUAGUGUACUUCACAUUUCUCCGUUACAAUAAAUAUUUAUACAACUUGAA